AUGCCCCGGCGUCAGCCGAAGAUGCAUCGACUGCGGAAGUAUAGCUCUAUGGAAUGGGUUUACACAUCGGCCAAUGAUUCGGAUACAGGCGACGAUGUUCAACGUAUGAUAUUAAAGGAAGGAGACGAUGUGGCAAUUUUCCCGGAUGAUAAAAGGGCGAUUCCAACUGAAGAUGGAAGUCUUCCUGCCAUGGGGUAUUGGUACGGGAAGGUGAAUGAUAUCUAUGUAGCACGGAACAGUCAAGAUGCGUGGAUUAACAUACAAUGGUAUUACAGACGAGUUGACCUUAAGGAUGAGUGUGUCGACAUUGCCGAGUUUGUGGGAGACUACGAGCUUGUGCGCAGUGACCACAAGUCUUUGGUAGAUAUGCAUUGCAUUGAAGACCAUGCUACCAUCCAGAUAUAUGACGAGGCCGACCUCACCCAAUGUCAGAUACCGCCCGCUACACUGUAUUGUCGCUGGGACAUCAGCAUUGAAAUCAAGGCCGGCAAGCUACAGAAAGCGCAUCUUACCUCUGUGAAAAAGCAGUGCUAUGCUGAGCUUGCUUCAUUAUUCGUUCGCCCUUGA
This is a messenger RNA of Suillus bovinus, 567 nucleotides long. RefSeq lists its product as uncharacterized. The coding region runs from base 1 to 567 and encodes 188 amino acids. NCBI's taxonomy places the organism in Eukaryota, Fungi, Basidiomycota, Agaricomycetes, Boletales, Suillaceae. Gene Ontology annotation, molecular function: chromatin binding. The record is from RefSeq and is a predicted model, not a curated record. The transcript is spliced from 7 exons.